UUCUCCUCCUCCUCGCCAACCAAAACCAAUAAUAACAACAACGGCGGCCGGCCGGAAGACCCUGGCGCGAGUCGCGGCCAUUUCCGCCUCCUCCUCCUCCUCCGCUGAGGGAGGAAGAGGGGUGUCAGUGUGCGCUCUUCUCUUUGACUGAAGUGAGCGAAGGGUCGCGAGAGCGUUGCCGCCGCCGCCGCCGCCGCCGCCGCCAUGAAGCUCCGAGUGCGGCUGGGGAAGCGAACGGCUCAGCUGGAGCUGCCUGAGGAGGAGGAGGAGCAGGAGCCAACGCUGGGGGAACUGCGCGCGUAUCUCUGCCAGGAGCUCCUUCCCGCCUGGGGAUACAGCUCUGAAACCAAGUUUGCAAUUACCUUGAACAACAGAGACUCAUUGGCUGGAGACCAGGACACCCUAGCAUCAUUUGGGAUUGUUUCAGGAGACUUGAUACGUUUGAUAUUAGAAGAUGGUGCAGCACUCAGAUUAUCUCCACCUUCCUCAUCAUCCCUUACUCCAUCACAGAGUAAUCAUGAGCCAUCUGCUGCAGCUACAUUUCACAGCCAACCCAGUGAUGAAGAUAAUGAAUUACAUAAUGGACACAUAGCAGACUGUAAAAUCCAGAGUGAUGAGGAAAUGAGUGACAAUAUGGCAGGAUCCAGUCAAGAGUUCACUUCAGAGAUGGCUUCAGAUGACUUUGACCUCCAAGAAGCUGCAGGUUCAUAUCCUUCAGAGCCAAUGCUUUGCUGUGAAGCUACAGAUGGGCAAGUGCCGCAUUCACUUCAGACUCUCUACCACUCUGCAGAGUGCACCAGUGCCAAUGAUGCUUUGAUAGUUUCAAUCCACCUUAUAAUGAUGGAGACAGGAUAUGUACCGCAAGGUACAGAAGCAAAGGCAUCAUCAAUGCCUGAGAAGUGGAGAAACAAAGGUGUUUAUAAGCUGCUGUAUACUCAUCCACUGUGUGAAAAUGGCUUUGCAGUCCUUACAUGUGUGCCUUUGGGAGAUCUUAUUGUCGUUAAUGCAAUGUUAAAGAUUUCUAAUGACAUCAAAAGUGUGAAGAGGCUGCAGCUUCUGCCAGCAUCCUUCAUUUGCUUUCAGGAUUCAGCAGAUGUUAUAGGGGUGUAUAAAGAUCUUCAGAAGCUGUCUCGUCUCUUUAAAGAUCGGCUGGUUUACCCUCUUCUGGCUGCUGCCCGGCAAGCUUUGAACCUACCUGAUGUGUUUGGAUUGGUGGUCCUUCCACUGGAGCUGAAACUCCGAAUUUUCCGUCUCUUGGAUGUCCGCUCGCUUCUCUCUUUAUCUGCUGUUUGCCAUGACCUCUAUGCAGCUUCAAAUGACCAGCUAUUGUGGAGAUUCAUAUAUCUGCGUGAUUUUAGAGAUCCUGUUGCCAGGUCUCGUGACACAGACUGGAAGGAGCUGUACAAGAAAAAAUUGAAGCAGAAGAGGGAUGCCCUGAGGUGGAGACACAUGAUGUUUUUACCCCCUCCUCCCCUUCCCCUUCCCCUUCAUCCCAACCCACUGUAUCCUAAUCCUUUUCCACCUAACUGUCUGUACCCCCCAAUUAUCAUUGGUGGUGAAAUUGAUGAAAGGCCUACACCUCCUUUCAUUAGUGACCCAAUCCACUCCCUGUUUCCUGCUUCUACAGAGUUUCUUCCAAGUGAAUAUCCUCCUCUUGGGUCACACUUUGAUACAUAUCCUUCUUUCAGGCCACACUUUGAUACAUUUGGGUCAUUUCAAGAUCCCAAUCCCACACUCCCAGGAAGAGCCAGUCGGGGACGCCCAAUUGAUAGUCGUCGUGCAUUCAUAUGAUUGCUCCUGUGGCCUGCAGUGUUUUAAUCUCCCCAUUCCUGGGCUUGCUUUGAAACUGUACAAUACUUCAGCUAUAGGUUUUUUGAUGACUGACUGUUUUAACUAUAGCAGUGCAUAUGUACUCUGUAUUCUGAUUCCAAGGACUUGGGCCCAAAAAUUUCAGUGCAAACAAGCAGUGCUGCCUCACUGGAGAUACUUUUUGAAGGAUCUGUGUAGGACACUAUUCUUUCCACUUCCAUCUGCAAAUUGCUUCUUAGAAAGCAUAAGAUGGUUGGCCUUUGCUGCCUCAAAUAAACAGCACUUUAAACACGAA
Sceloporus undulatus (fence lizard) is the source of this 2104-nucleotide messenger RNA. RefSeq names its product F-box protein 7 (gene FBXO7). Gene Ontology annotation, molecular function: protein kinase binding. Gene Ontology annotation, biological process: autophagy of mitochondrion; positive regulation of autophagy of mitochondrion. NCBI's taxonomy places the organism in Eukaryota, Metazoa, Chordata, Lepidosauria, Squamata, Phrynosomatidae. The record is from RefSeq and is a predicted model, not a curated record. The transcript has 9 exons. Bases 205 to 1791 code for a protein of 528 amino acids.